Molecule: messenger RNA, 5801 nt
Organism: Salvelinus fontinalis (brook trout)
Lineage: Eukaryota; Metazoa; Chordata; Actinopteri; Salmoniformes; Salmonidae
Product: EF-hand calcium-binding domain-containing protein 6
Exons: 18
Coding region: 476-3364 (962 amino acids)
Cellular component (GO): nucleoplasm
Molecular function (GO): calcium ion binding
Source: RefSeq, a predicted model, not a curated record
AUUGCAUUUUUUUUUAUUUUUUAGAAAUUACAUGUAAACAACGUUGAUUCAACCAGCUUUUGCGCAGUGGGGUAUUUCAGCUGUGAGAAUAUCAAUUUGUCAAGUUGCACACAUAAAAAUACCACAUAAAACCAAGAACAACACCAUUGUUCUUUGAGUUGACAACUCCACCCCACCGUUUACCACCGCAUCAAAUAAACUUUGGUGGAGAGGGCUGGAGUGCUUUCUGUUGUCUGUAGCAACCUGUAGCAACCUAUAGCAUAUUCUGCAAAACCAACUCGAGUUGGAGACGAGGCACAAAAAGUUAACCUUUGCCGUCGUACGCAGUGAAGGAACUUCAGCAUAGAGUAGCAUAAGCUAUCGGAGGAAGCAUUAAUAACGAAUAGGCUGACGAAAUAAUAACGAAUAUAAUUAAAUAGGAUUAUUUUAUGCUAUCAUCACCAUGUGACAUUUGCGACCGUUUUUAUCCUGGAGUAUGACAGAUACAAUGUCUAGAUUGUCCUCGGUUGCUUCUCUUCGACUACCAGCCAUUCAGCACCCGUUAUCAAGACUCAGAGACCCAGAAACCCUCUCUCUCAGAGGCUACUCCAGAGAUUACGCUAGGAGUGACGAAGUUGUACCGCCGCUGUUGCGGGAUGGGGGCUUCGACUUUGUUUUCCGAGGUCAACACACAAGAAGGACCACAGGUUAUCCGUAUGACAAUUCUCCGCCGAAGCAGAGCCGUUUCAGCCUGGUCUCGCAGCCAAUCCCCGAAGGAGUCGAAGUCUCAGUAGCCCUUGAUCCGGUUAAACCACGGCUGCCCAUCUUUGGUCAGCGGGUGGCACCAGAGAGCAGGGGGAGCCGAGUCACCAGCCUAACCAGUAACAGCAAAACCAGCAUCACCAGUCAAACCAGUACCGUCAGCCAAACCAAUACCAGCAGAACCAGUAUCCUUACCAGAACUACUACCGCAGCCUCCUGCCUCGAGGCCCAGCUCAGGAUCCAAGUGGACCAGCUUGAGCACGAGCUAAGGCAGAACAUUCAAUUGUUAGGACACUUGAACUUUCAACGAAUGUUCAAGAACAACCAUCCGGAUGGAAAAGCACUGGCCAACAGAGAUGUGUUGCUGAUGAUCCUCACCAAGUUUCUGGGCAGAUUCAUCACACUGCAGCAGUACAGCCAGUUGCUGCUCCGACUGCAUUUGUCGAAGAAGGCAGCCAUUAGCUUUGAGGAGCUGUGGGAGGCCAUAAGAGAGUCUGGAGCAGGUGGACCAGCCGCUUGGUUUAACCCCACCCAGGACCCCAGCACAGCCCCUCCCCUUGCUCCAGCUAAAGUCACAGCCUCCCAGACCCUAUCCCUAUUGCGGGGACAGGCCCAGAACAGGUUCCUGGAGGUCAUAGAGUCACGUCCCACAGAGCUAGACCUACAGAGGACCAGUUUGAUUGUAGCUCCAGAGCUGAAGAGAUGUCUUGCACAGUUGGGCCUCAACUUAGAGGACCGGGAGUUUGAGAAGCUUUGGAAGAAAUUUGACAGCGAAGGACUUGGAGCCGUGAAAGUGAGAGGUUUGCUAAGGAAACUUGGACUGAGCCAGAGAAAGACCUCAGACACCAACGAUAAUAAUGAUCAUCAAGUUUCAUCUUCUAUCAAUGGUGAAGACACCAAAGCCAGACCCAGGGCCCUGUCGAAGUCGGAGGAGGAGCGUGGGGUAUCCAUCGCCAUGGAGAAGUGGCUGAAGGACAAGUUUAGGGAGGGCGUCCAGAGAAUGAAAUCCCAGUUUGACCAACUGGAUCCAGACCAGACCUGCAAGGUGGGCCUGGAGGAGUUUCUGCAGGUGCUGAAGACCUUUGGCCUGAAUCUAAAAAAGGAGCAUGUGGGCUUGUUUUUGGCUCGCUGUGGCCUGGGACUCAACAAGACAGGUGUGAUCCAUUACCCAGAGUUCCUCCGCAUGUUUCAGGACCGCAGCGAGGAAGGGGUCACACACAGGAUCCUAUCCAACCCUCAACACAGGUUUCAUCAUAUCCAGGGGAGCAUCAGCCACGCGUCCACAGUCACCAUGGUGGAGGCUAAACUCGCUCGACUCUUCCAGUCAGAGUACCUCGCUCUGUUAGAAAUGUUUCAGAGCAUUGAUAAAUGCCACAGGAGGGUGGUGAGCCAGGAGGAGUUUCGAGCAGCGAUUGAGAGCAGAUUCGGCCUGGAGGUCGCGGAACCUGAGUUUGAACAGCUGCUGGACAGGCUGCCCCUGGACAAGGACGGAAAUGUCCAGUACCCUGUCUUCAUGGCCGCUUUCGACACAAGGAGAGGAGUUCCCAGCCUUUUCGAGGCAAGUCCUGCUGGAUAUUUGGGGCGUACAAACGAAGAACAGGAGGGGCUAAACGUGCAACUCGUGAAUGAGGAGAGUGGGAUUCUGGGACGGGGACGGAGUGUGGCACAGCUGUUCCAGAUCAUCAAGGCCCUGGUGAAGAACCACUACCAGGCAGCAGAGCGAGUCUUUGAGAAGCUGGAUGAGAAGAACACCAAACGUCUCAGUCAAGAGACCUUCUACCAGCUUCUAAAGAGAUUUGACAUCCACCCCGAAGUGAGCCGGGGGGAGAUCCGACAUCUUUGGGUCACUUUGAUUACCAACCAGGACAGGACGCUGGAUUUCUUGCAGCUUGCGCGCCACUUUGGCUACUCUCCCAAGUCCUCGUGCUUUCCCAACGCCAAGCGCAGCCCCCCGAAGAAAGGGGAUGAGAAUCUCCGGCAGUGCUCCAGAAAGCUCCACUGUGUGUCUGACAUACUUGCAGAUGGAGUGCGUGCCAAGGUGGAGCUGUCAUUGGAUGAGUUGCGGGAGGAGUUUGAGGAGUUGGAUCCUUAUAGGACGGGGUUUGUGAGCCAGAAGGAGUUCCAGGAAGUGCUGAAAGGUCUGUGUGCGCACCUCGAUGACUACGAGUGGGAGAUGCUGGCUCGAAAGUUUGACAUCAACAGGGAUGGAAGGGUUUCCUUCGUUGAGUUCCUGAGGCCCUUUGGGAGACGGAAACAGCCGUGGAGGCAUGGAUCCAACAUGGCCGGCAUACUGCAGUUCCAUAACGAAACAGAGGAUCUGUCUGCAGAGAAAGGCUCUUCCUUGUGUGAACAAGUACCACUGAGCUCAAGACUAAGGAUGAAGCUUCAGCGGCAGGGCAAGAUUCUGCGUCGGGCCUUCCGCAGGCUGGACAGCUCCGCCAGCGGCUACCUCUCCCCAGGCGAGUUCCGAGCGGCUCUGCUGCUGUGUGACGUACCCUUGGACCCGGAGGAGUACUACCAUGUCUUGGCCGGGCUGGACCGAGACCUGGCAGGCCGGGUGGCCUAUCGCCGGCUGAUCCAGAACAUACGCAAGAAAAUAACCUCUGGGACUAGAGUAAAGUAAAGAGUCAUCAUCAUCCCUCGCCCAGCAAGCAAAGUUUGGCAUGGGACGUCAUAAUGAUGUCAUUUCCGGGUUGAAAUUGUUUUUUCUGGUUGAUGUGACGUCAGAUUAUACUACCAAUUUAAGACGUAUUUUCCUGGUCACUAAAAAGAUGUCUAAAUAACGUCCUUUUACAAUCGCCUUACAACCUGACCGUGAUGUUACAAAAUAUGCCAGUUUGUCAUUGCAACCAGAUUUGCCUGCUGGGCAAAUCAGCAGGGGCAAUUUGCUUUGCAUUAGGUUGUCAAAAUGACAUACAAACAACAUUUAGACAUCAAAUGUAUUGGUCACAUACACAUGUUUAGCAGAUGUUAUUGCGGGUGUAGCGAAAUGCUGUACAUGACUGUAUUUAUUUAAGUGUCACUCCACAAUAAUACAACCCAGCUAGCACAUAAUAUUUUGAGAACUACGUUUCUUAGAGCUUGGUGAAAGUGUGGUUGUCCUAUGGUUAUUUUGCAUACAACCUUCCCACAACAUUCUGGGAAUGGUGCAGGAUACCCAGCUAGCACAUAACAUUCUGAGAAUUAUGUUAUGAAUUAAAAACAAUGUUCUUCUGUGAGAAUUUCAGUACUUCAGCAUAACGUUUUCUAUAGGUUUCCUCAUUGUUCUAUUUAAAGUAAUGUUCUCAGAACAUUCAGAGAAUGUUAAGAAACAAUGUUGUUGCUAGGACUUUCUGGCAGUGGUCUGAGUGGAAGGGGAAAACUGAAAACUAGCUGUUAUUGACAGAGAGGUUUGGAACUCUCGUUCUUAUUAGUCCAUUAACUAAUUUACCGCCUAGUGAUGUCACUAGGCACUCCAGAAAUUCAUCACACAAAAACAGGCUGAAAUUUCAAGCAAUCUUUUCAAACACCUCUAAAACUAAAAGGGCAUUAUCAUAAUUUUCAUGAUUUCAAAAUAUUAUUACAAUGUCAUAGUGUGGAAAUAUAUACAGUGCCUUCUGAAAGUAUUUACACCCCUUGACUUUUUCCACAUUUUGUUGUGUUACAGUCUGAAUAAAAAAUUGAAUACAUUUAGAUUUUGUUUCACUAGUCUACACACAAUACCCCAUAAUGUCAAAGUGGGAUUUUGUUUGUAGAUUUUUUAAAUUUUUAUAAAACAUUUAAAGCUGAAAUGUCAUGAGGCAAUCAAUAAGUAUUCAACCCCUUUGUUAUGGCAAGCCUAAAUAAGUUUAGGAGUAAAAAUGUGCUUAACAAAUCGCAAAAUACGUUGCAUGGACUCAUUCUGUGUUCAAUAAUAGUGGUUAACAUGAUUUUUUAAUAACUACCCCAUCGUUGUACCCUACACAUACAAUUAUCUGUAAAUGUCCCUCAAUCGAGUAGUAUAUUUCAAGCACAGAUUCAACCGCAAAGACCAGGGAUAUUUUUCAACACCUCGCAAAGGACACCGAUUGGUAGUGCAAAAAUAAAAAAGCAGAUGCUAAAUAUCCCUUUGGCUCUGACAGGAGAAAAUUGAGGAUGGAUCAACAACAUUGUAGUUACUCCAAAAUGCUAACCUAAAUGACAGAGUGAAAAGAAGGAAGCCUGUACAGAAAAAAAUAUUCCAAAACAAGCAUUCUGUUUGCAAUAAGGCACUAAAGUAAAACUGCAAAACGUGGCAAAGAAAUACAUUUUUUGUCCUGAAUAGAAAGCGGUAUGUUUGGAGCAAAUCCGAAACAACACAUCACUAAGUACCACUCUUCAUAUUUUCAAGCAUAGUGGUGGCUGCAUCAUGUUAUGGGUAUGCUUGUCAUCGGCAAGGAAUAUUACUUUUUUUUGGGAUAAAAAUAAAUGGAAUUAAGCUAAGCACAGGCAAAAUCCUAGAGGAAAACCUGGUUCAGUCUGCUUUCCAACAGACACUGGCAGACAAAUUCAUCUUUCAGCAGGACAAUAACCUAAAACACAAGGCCAAAUAUACAUUUGAAUUGCUUACCAAGACGACAUUGAAGAGUGUUGAGUGGCCUAGUUACAGUUUUGACUUUAAUCGGCUUGAAAAUCUAUGGCAAGACUUGGAAAUGGCUGUCUAGCAAUCAUCAACAACCAACUUGACAGAGCUUGAAUCAUUUUUGUGCAAAUGAGCAAAUAUUGUACAAUCCAUGUGUGCAAAGCACUUAGAGACUUACCUAGAAAGCCACACAGCUGUAAUCACUACCAAAUGUGAUUCUAACAUGUAUUGACUUAGGGGUGUGAAUAAUUAUGUAAAUUAGAUAUUUCUGUAUUACAUUUUCAAUACAUUUCCAAACAUUUCUAAAACAUGUUUUUAGACAUGUAAGUUGCUCAUCUUUAUCAAUGGAUGCUAUUCAGUUGUUGCCAUGCACCUGCGGCAAGGAUAGCUCAGAUGUGCAAAUGCCUUUUUACAUUUUAAAGAUGAAUAAAAAUAAAAACACUGAUGUACCUUGAUUAGAUAAGUAUUCACCCCCCCCCCC